GUUGACACACGAGCAUUGGAAAAAUCGACUUGAAUUCAUUUUUUCGUCAAUUAUUCUUUGACACCGCAUUAACUGUUUUGCCAAAAACGGUUAUUUUUGUCACGAUUCCAAGACAAAAUACCCUGCUAACCAACAUUUUUUUAUAGUGUCAAAACAACCUAAAUUAUUUCUGCUGCUAUUCACUGAAUAUCCAGAAUAUCAACACUUUUCUCGGAAUAAUAAAAAAAAUACGUUCUUGCCACAUGUAAAAGAUUUUUUGAUGAAUUUUGCCGCGAAGAGUUGUUGAGCAGACGAAAGUAAUGAAAGUACUUACGAAAGUAAAUCGAAUACGGAUUUUCCGGUGAUUCACUUAGCGAGGUUCUUCAUCGUAUUAAUUCGUUACUUUGACACACUAUUUUCGAUUAUAUAUCGAUAAAAUAUUUUCGUUCUGUUGACCUCCGCGUUGUUGUCAAGUGACCUUCAUCCUGUAGGAACACUGUUAUUAUUAUUAUUGUUUUCGUUGUAUUGACUUCGGUUGAGGCACAGUGUUUACCGGGUAGAGAAACGAAAAAGGCGGUAUUUUUUACAUGCGAGUCGUACAGUCGCGUAUAUUACCCGGCACCCGCGUGAGUGGUGUUACCCUUGACGGAAAAAAAUCGAAAUAAACUUCGUGCAAGGAUCGAUGUCAAAACAUCAACAUUGCUUCAUUUUUAUCCCCGUUCCCCGUAUUUUUAUUAAUAAGGAUCCAAUCAUCUCGAUAACCAGAGUCCUUUCCUUUGUGCCAUCGAUUCAACAUGUCCUCAGAUGAAGAUUAUUAUCCUCCAAAUGAAGCACCCUAUAACCGUCGUCAACGCUGCAAGGGAAGAACUCGUUCUAGAAUUCGAAAAACAAAGACUGCAACCCCAACAAGAUCUCAUGGAAAAUCAGGAAAAGAAUUCCUGAUAACAAGAAAAAGCAAAAUAUCACCAACGAUACCGAAAGAAAAAAUAGAAGAUGUAGAGAAGACAGAUCCCAGCAAAUUUAGCAGUGAGCCACUAACACCAGUCGAAUUGCAUCAAUUGUUUCUCAAAUUCAAAAAAGAUGGACAUUUUAAAUGUGUUCCAUCCACUUCUCUGUCAUCUCAACCCGAAUCGAGACCAAGAGAUGGGAAACUUGGUGUUAAGAGGACAGAAGAAACUGAAAAGGUAACGACUUCAGUCAAUCCCCAGAGAGAAGGUAUGGGAAAUAACACUGAGAAAGGAGAAACGUUGCCGCAUGGAAUCAAUCCAUUAUCUGUUACUUGGUUGAAUCCUCUACCCAACCUCUCCGGCAGUACGCUGCACAUAAGUCCCGAUAAGAGUUCUCUUAUUCCAUUGAUUCCGCUGAAUACACUGGAAUACAACUGGGAGAAGCCAAUGCUGUGCCAGAAUUUUUUAUCUUCUGGAACUUUCAGGGACAAAAGCAGGAUUGACUUGUCUUCAAAUCGGAAUACUAUUUCAAGCUUUAUUCCACAAAAACAGUACCAGCCUCCGCUGAUAACAAACUCCGGUAAACAAGUUUUUAACAAGCCACAAUGGAACUCUGGCUGGAAAUGUUUUGAUCAUGGCAACGAAUUGCCCACCUCUCAAAACCAAGCUGAUUUUUGCGGAUUAUAUUACCCCAGCAACAAUCCGCACAUGGCAUACAACGAAAAAGGUAUGAGUGUGCCAAUGAACCAAGCGAGUCGUGAAAACAUUGGGAACCCCUACGAGAUUUAUGCUAAGCCACCGUCUACACAGAUUUAUCAAAAUAACGUUUACAAUGGUUUUGGCCAAAGCGAAAAUGCACAAGAACAUUUUCAAAACAGACCAAUGAACCCGACAACUUCAGUUUAUGUCUCACAAAAUGGGAACGUUCAUGAAAAUUUGCCAAUUGAUUGGAUCGGGACCACUGUAAAUGACAUUUCUAGCUCUCUUCCCAACUCCGGUGUACCGACUAACGAUCUUCCGGAUUCACGAAUUUCCCCGCACUACAACUCAAUACAACUCAAUCAUCCGAUGCCGUCUAACGGAUUUGGUGGAAAUGAAAAUUCAAUAAACGGUUACAACAGCAAUCCAAACGCAAACAUGCCGCUAAUGCCAUGGAACAACCCACAGGUUUUUCCAAAUCUUUGUUCAACCGCGAACGAAUUAUGCUAUGCCAGUGACUGGUUCAACUUGUCUGUAUCUCCUGGCCAACCUGUUGCUUCUAAGCUCGCCAACGAAGCGAAAAAUAUUGGCACUCAGCAAACUCAUAGAUUGCAACAUAAUCCAUCCCAUAGAGGUGCUUUCGUAAACAUUGACAACCAAAUGAGCUCAACAAUCAUUCCUCAUUCAACUUACAGUGUCCCUGCAACAACAACAACUGCAAAGCUUGAUAAAAAUAUGGAAGUAACUACCAUCAAUGGAAACGAUACUGAUGAUUCUAUCCUAUUCAUCGAUGACAUUUCAAAGGACGUAGAUAUUUGCCGAAUGGUAUCGUCGUUUCCAUCGUACGACGAUGAUAUAGAGUACGAAAAUUAUGAGGAUGGUAAUAUUCCUUACAACGAAAAUUCCGUUUCAACUACAAUGAGUCUCAGUACAGAGUUACACUCUGGUCUGUUAACUACAGUCAAAACUGAAGACAAAAGCUUGUGCGAAUCUUCGAAUCAUCCACAGUACAAUGGCCAUUCUAUGCUCGACAAUCAGUCUUCAACUUUUUACGAUUUGAGUACCACGGAAGUACUUCAGAAGUCGUCGGAUCGUCUUAUUUUACAAGAUUCAACCAAUUUUUUAGCAUAAUAAUCUUGGAUAAUUCGAAUGAAAUUGUUCCAUUUUUGUAAGGAAUAAUUUUUCUUUUAAAUUAAAAAAUAUUUAUUCUUCAUUGUGACCAACGACUGUGAUAAUUCACAUCUUUAUUCUGUAAUACAAAAUAUACGAAACUCUCCGUCAUAAGUAAACAAAUAAGUACAAAUUAAAAAUGAAACGAACGGUACAAAGCA
This is a messenger RNA of Venturia canescens, 2956 nucleotides long. RefSeq lists its product as uncharacterized. Bases 774 to 2756 code for a protein of 660 amino acids. The transcript has 2 exons. The record is from RefSeq and is a predicted model, not a curated record. Lineage: Eukaryota; Metazoa; Arthropoda; Insecta; Hymenoptera; Ichneumonidae.